This is a messenger RNA of Thunnus maccoyii (southern bluefin tuna), 2951 nucleotides long. RefSeq names its product drebrin-like b (gene dbnlb). The record is from RefSeq and is a predicted model, not a curated record. The transcript is spliced from 15 exons. Gene Ontology annotation, cellular component: plasma membrane; postsynaptic density; lamellipodium. Bases 298 to 1731 code for a protein of 477 amino acids. NCBI's taxonomy places the organism in Eukaryota, Metazoa, Chordata, Actinopteri, Scombriformes, Scombridae. Gene Ontology annotation, molecular function: actin filament binding. Gene Ontology annotation, biological process: regulation of actin filament polymerization; positive regulation of axon extension; positive regulation of dendritic spine morphogenesis.
UCACUGAGGGGAGUUUGCGGUGCAGAAAACACAUCCUUUGUACACAACGAACUUUCGUUUAAUCUCAGAGUUUGGUGCAUUUUAACAUAUUUAGUAUUCAGCGAUCUGAUUCGUAGUCGCGUUUCAAAUAACGCAAACAAGCCUCGGACUGCCCACACGUAAUGACGCCCUGGCUGAGAUGUAGCCACUAGCUAAACUAGCUUCCUGCACAGCUGAAAGUCAGCAUCAUCGCCACUCCUCCCAGUAGGAAGGGCGCAUCCCGGAUAGCUAGCUGGCUAGCUGUUACUCAAGAUAACCAUGGCAGUUAACCUCAGCAAAAAUGGCCCUGCAUUAACAGCUGCAUAUAAAGAAGUGGUAGACGAAAAGUCCAACACUAACUGGGCCUUGUUUACCUACGAGGGAAACAGUAAUGAUAUCCGCUUGGCAGAAAAGGGAGAUGGAGGACUGGAGGAGCUGGUUGAGGAACUGAACAGUGGGAAAGUGAUGUAUGCUUUCUGCCGGGUUCAGGAUCCAAACUCUGGCCUCCCUAAAUAUGUCCUCAUCAACUGGACUGGAGAGGGAGUGAAGGACGCCCGGAAAGGAAUAUGUGCAAAUCAUGUUAGCUCCAUGGCAAAUUUUCUGAAGGGGGCCCACGUCACUAUUAACGCCAGAGCAGAGGAGGAUGUGGAACCUGAGGCAAUCAUGCAAAAAGUGGCCAAAGCCUCCGGAGCCAACUACAGUUUCCACAAAGAAGCUCCCAGCCGCUUCCAGGACAGCGGUCCUCAGGGUCCUGUGGGCUCAGUGUACCAGAAGACCAAUGCUAUGUCAGAAAUCCGAAAGACCAAUAAAGACAACUUCUGGGCACAGGCAGAGAAAGAAGAGGAGAGACGUCGCCAAGAGGAGCGACGCAAGGCAGAUGAGGAGCGCCAGCAGCUGGAGAGAGAGAGGAAAGACAGAGAGGCCAAGGAGGCAGCACAGAGGGACAAAAGGGACAAGGAGAGGGCCAAUCAAAUCGAUGAACAAAAGAAGUACCAGCAGCAGCAGGACGCUGCGACUAAAGAGCAGGAGAAGCUAAAUCGGGAGGAGCAGGAGGAGAACCAGGCAGCCCAGAGGAAAGCAGUCAAGCGAGGUGAAUCUGUGGAAAAGGCCAACGAGGCGGCUUCUCUCAUCUCUCAGCGUGCUGUAAACCCCAGAGAGAUGUUUAAGCAGAGAGAGAGGGGAAUAACUCCCAGCGACUCGGACGUCCCUGCCGCUGCCCCUGCUAGCCCACAGCCAGGGCGUCUGCAAAGCCCUUUUCUGUCUAAGCAAGUGUAUGAAACUGAGCGAGCCAGCUCACCUCAGCGCCAAGCUUCUCCUGUGCCCGCAGGCUCCGCCUCUCCUGUCCGCGCCACAGAGCCAGAUGUGGAUGAUGGACAGUCCAGGUGUGAGUAUGAUGAGCAGGAGGCGGCCCCCCAGGAACAGUGGAAAGAGGAGGAACCAGCUGCCAACUCCUACGUCCAGGAGCCAGCUUAUGAAGAGCCAGCUCAGGUGGAGGAGAAUAACUCUUAUGAUGUGACCGCUGAGGAGACGUCAGACAGAGGCACCUGUGCCAGGGCCUUGUAUGACUACCAGGCUGCUGACGACACAGAGAUCUCAUUCGACCCCGACAACAUCAUCACCGGGAUCGAGAUGAUAGAUGAGGGCUGGUGGCGAGGCUAUGGCCCAGACGGUCAUUUCGGAAUGUUCCCAGCCAAUUACGUUGAGCUCAUCUAGCCCGGCACUUCUUCCCCGAGAUCACCACACUGGCAGCCACAGAGGACCUCUGCAAGUAAAACACACGGCGCAGUCAGUCCUCACACUCAAGUGAUCAGGCUGAAACGGAGCAAAUGAUCCUCCACAUCAUGGACCAAUGAACAGCUGGUAAUCGUGGGCCAGAAGCCUAUCCUCAUUUCAAGAAAACAGUUCUAUUAAAACGUUGAUGUUGUAAGCAGUUGAUGGCAUAGUUUAGGGAUUUGUGAGAAACCCCUAGGCUAACGAAAAUCCCCCCCCCCCAAAAAACCUCCUUACCUUUAAAUGUGAUACAGUGCAAAAUCAGCCUUCGUUAAUGUUAAAUUCAAUUGUGAGCAUUAAUAGCACUUCAAGUUCACAUUCCUUACAAAGUGACUUCAGUUCUAUUUCAGGUAUAAUUUUAUUGUUACUUAUUGUAGCAAUCGAUCCUGUGCAUUUCAGGAAAAAAAAUCAAAGAUGGCGGUACCAGCUACAGUAUAAUCUUUUGCCUUGUUUUUGCCUUUCUUUACCAGAGGACUGAAUUUUUUUUUUUAAUGUGAUUGAACUUGCAUCCUGUGUGAAUUUCAAACCAUGUUUUAGUACUGAUCUGACUGUGGUUGAAGUGAAUAUUUAAAAAAAAACAAAAAAAAAAACAUCGUUUGCUCUGCUCUGAGUGGUCGACUUUAGUGAAGAGUGCAUAAAACGGUUAAAUUUACCUUUUAACUGUGACUAUAAAAUGGUUGUUUUCAUUCCUUGCUUCCCACAAUUCCCUCUUCAUCUGGACCAAAUCAUUUCAACAUACUUAACUUUUUCAGUGACAAGCUGAAGAGAAAGAAACAAACAUAUUUUUUCUUCUUUUUUUUUUCUUUUUUUUUUGGGAUCUCACUGGUCUGAGGUUGAGUUUGAGUGCAUAACAGAUCUCUAAUAUGUGAUAUUAUGGUGCCAUAAUGAGAGGAAGUGAUCCCCUCUAAAAAAGCACUUGGUGACAUUUAGCUGAAACAUUUGGACUAUUUGACAGCAGACAUUAUGCAAGUUCACUGUUUUUAUCUUGGAAUAAAAUUCUUUCUUUUUAAAGCUUUAUGGUCAGUUGACAAAAAGGAAAAAAAAAAUCUAAUUGAUCAUGAAUUGAAAAGGGCAUCAUGUAUCCACUGCACUAUUCAUGUUUUGUUUUUCCAGAGUAUAUAGUAAUGCACAGACAGUCUUCAUAAUAAAAAGAAAUAAACAAG